Messenger RNA from Schistosoma margrebowiei, 609 nucleotides. The record is from the annotation of a GenBank genome assembly. NCBI's taxonomy places the organism in Eukaryota, Metazoa, Platyhelminthes, Trematoda, Strigeidida, Schistosomatidae.
AUGAUCGAAGAAACAAUACCCGAUAUCAUUAUAUUUACUGUACACCAGCCAAUUUCGAAUAAUAAUAUUCCAGCUCUGACUGACAUAAGUAAUGUGCCAUCCUUUUGUAAAUCAUACGCCACUCAAGGUCACCUCUGCUACUGGUUUCACAGUACAAUUACCCAUUCUCAAAGGAAACCAUCUUGCUAUGUCUUUGUCCAGUGGAAGUUUAUUACGCUCAGCUCAACUAGACAACCUUUCAGAUGCGCAGGGAUUAAAAAAAAGAAGAACUACGACGAGACCCCUUCUAGGUAUCGACCUUCUGUACUUGUGAAGACUCUUCGUGGUUUUCAGUUUAAUGAUGGAGAUUAUGUCUAUAAAGGUGAUAUCUUAGUUCGGCAGCUUGGUAUGGAAAUAUACCCGGGUGAAUCUGUCAAAUUAGACCCAGAAACAUGGAACUUAGUAGCACUAAGUAAUGGACGUUUCACCAUUAGUACAGAGAAGCUUUCACCGUUUCCUGACAGCCCUUUAUAUGAUAAAGUGAAGGACGGCGAAGUAAUUUAUAAACCAUUUGUUCAUGUUAUUGGUGAUCCAAUCGAACCACUAUAUAAACUCAAGCGCAUUUUGUAA